GACGCAGCUUCACAUGAUCUGAAUCAAAUUUGCUUCAGCUCUCUCUCUCUCUGUGCGCCGUGUGGCAAUUGGAUCAUGGAUUGAGCGAAUGCUCUUUACUUUACGAUCGGUUUCAUCGAUUAAAGUUUGGAUUUUUUGUGUGGGGUUUGCAUAUGCUUUUGAGCUUCCGUGACGUCUUUGUUUCUGCUCCAUCCAAAUUCAAUUUAGAUCUUCUUUUGAGUCUCAAAGUCUCGAUUUUUACGAGUCCCUUCUCCAGAAGGUUUUAUGGGUUUGGAAUUGAGAUUGGUUGGAUCAAUCUAUUACUUUCGUUGAUCUUGUUUGAUUGAAGUGAAGGGAUUGAAGUGAAGAGAUGGAGAAUGUGUCCAUGUCCACCUCCAUUAUCAACCUCCCUGAUGAUUGCCUCUCCUUUAUCUACCAACGGCUUGAUAACCUCGAAGACCACGAUUCAUUCGGUUUGACUUGUCAUCGCUUUCUCAACAUCCAAAACAUAAACCGCCGCUCUCUCCAGUUCCAGUGCUCAUUAUCUCUCCUCAUCCCUUCGUGUCUCUCUCAGACAACUCCCGCUGUGAACUCGGAUCAUCUCCAUAGGCUUCUCACUCGGUUUCAGUGGCUGGAGCAUCUCUCACUCUCUGGCUGCACGGUGCUGAACGAUUCGAGUCUAGCCUCUCUCAGGUAUCCUGGCGCGAGACUGCAUAGUCUCCACUUGGACUGUUGCUAUGGGGUUUCUGAUGAUGGGAUCUCCACAGUCGCUAGCUUUUGUCCUAAUCUGAGAGUGGUUAGUCUCUACCGUUGCAGUAUCAGCGACAUUGGGUUAGAAACACUGGCAAGAGCUUGCUUGUGUUUAAGAUGCGUGAAUCUCUCGUGUUGCCCUCUGGUGUCUGACUUUGGAGUUAAAGCAUUGACACAAGCGUGCUUGCAGAUCGAGUCGGUGAAGAUCUCAAACUGCAAGAGCAUAACCGGUGUUGGCUUUAUUAACUCUUCUCCAUCUCUAGGCUACGUGGAUGCUGAGUCUUGCCAGCUUGAUCCGAAAGGUAUAGCAGGGAUCGUUAGCGGAGGCGGGGUUGAGUUUCUAAACAUCUCAGGUGCAGUUUCCUACAUCGGGAAAGACGGUUUGGUUCCCAUUGGCUCUGGCGUUGCGUCGAAACUUAGAGUCUUGAACCUAAGGAUGUGCAGAACGGUUGGUGAUGAGUCCAUAAAAGCUAUAGCGAGAGGCUGCCCGUUGCUGCAAGAGUGGAACUUGGCUUUGUGUCAUGAAGUCAGGGUUGAGGGGUGGGAAGCCGUGGGGAAGUGGUGUUGUAGCUUGAAGAAACUCCUUGUGAACCGUUGUAGGAACUUGUGUGAUCAAGGGCUGCUUGGGAUCAGAAGAGGUUGCAAGAGUCUUCAGAUGCUGUAUAUGAACGGGAAUGCGAGGCUGACGGCUACGGCGAUUGAGAUGUUUAAGUUGCACAGAGGAGAUGUCACGCUCAGGAGUGAAGAAGUUAUGGUUAUAGGACCAGAUUGGAGACUGUAUACACGAGGAUGAAGAGCAUCAAUGUUGUAAUAAAGAAUAAUAUUAUUAUGAAUACCACCAGAUAUGUCUUUAUACAACUUCACUUUCUAUUUUAUUGAGUUUUGACAUC
Messenger RNA from Brassica oleracea var. oleracea, 1619 nucleotides. RefSeq names its product F-box/LRR-repeat protein 12. The record is from RefSeq and is a predicted model, not a curated record. Gene Ontology annotation, biological process: SCF-dependent proteasomal ubiquitin-dependent protein catabolic process. Lineage: Eukaryota; Viridiplantae; Streptophyta; Magnoliopsida; Brassicales; Brassicaceae. The transcript is spliced from 2 exons. Gene Ontology annotation, cellular component: SCF ubiquitin ligase complex. Gene Ontology annotation, molecular function: protein binding. Bases 350 to 1522 code for a protein of 390 amino acids.